AUGGAGGCUCUUUCCUGUGUUGCUAGUGGCAUGGCUGUUGCCUCCCUAUCAAUACAGCUCAUUGACUCCAUCGUGAUCAUCAAGACCUUCAUUCGCAAUGUCAGGGAUGCACAACAAGAGUUGGAACGUUUGGUGGACUUACUGGAGCGUCUUGAAGCCUUGUUGGAAGACGUCCGCGCCCUGACGGAACAGCAGACAUCAUUACAGGCAGAAAAUUUUCCGAUGCCCUCAAUGACGAUCUUCAAAUGUCUGAAGAGCUGUGAGAAGAUACUUGAGCCAUUCCAUGCGAUGGUCGAUAAGUAUACUCCCACAACAUCGAAAGCUGGCACACGUAUGAAUAAACUCAAAACCGGAUUGAGGUUCAGUCUCAAGGCAAAGGAUGUUAAAGAUUUUGAAAAGCGAAUCGAGAGAGAAAUCGGAUUUCUAAAUGCCAGCCUCGGUGCGAACUGCGGAGCCAUCUUAAUGCAACUUGGCCCUGUAUUACUCAAAAACCAAAACAACAACGAAGCCAUUUGUCCAAGCUAUAUGAAAAUUCCCAUCCCGGACAGCGAAUCUGCGAUUGUAUCCUCUAAAGAGGAUAUAGCCUCGUUAUCGACCACGAGAACUACGCGUGCUUCAUUAUCAGUAGUACCAGUCCAUUGGUCACUUCGAAGACUAGGGGUACAUCGGCGGAAAAUAGUUCGACGUAUGCCAGGAAACUUGGAGCAAAGGAGUUCAGGCUCCGAAUAUGACCAUGAACCCAUCGUUUCUGAAGACUAUGAGACAACUUUGUUCUGGAGCGUACUCGGUUACGGACUGACGUGGAUUCAGCGCCGGUCAUUCGGUGUAAUGUUGCCGAGCCUCAGCACAUUUCCGGUGGUUGACGAAUUUCCAAGCGAUAUUCAUUCUGCCAUGGAAAAUGGUGGAAUCCAAGAGUUUCAAGACUUGCUUCAUCGCGGGGUGAUACACCCAUUCUCGCGCGAUUGUUCUGGGAAAUCUUUGCUUCAUAUUGCUGCAGUCUAUUCUAGGGCAGAUAUCUAUCUAUUGCUUCUAAGGCUCGGCCUAAAACAAAGCCGCAAUAUUUGGGGGAAUUCUCCUUUGCGAUAUGCACUAUCCUGGGGUGAACCUUCUCUGACCCACGACAGAAUCACCAUAUGUCGUUAUGUACUUGAAGACACGGAGUUAUCGGUAGAUCUCGACUUUUAUCUAAGGGGUUGGUGUUUUGCCCCCAAAGAAUCUAAGAUGAUUCAGUGGCUGUAUCAACAAAGCAAAGGUAUUCCCCUCCGCGAAGAUGCCUUAAGAACACAACUUAUUGUCAUUGAAGCGUUUUGUUCAAUGAUGAGUGGAAAGCAGUAUGCCUCACAAACUUUCCUAGCCAAGUAUGAUAGUCUUGAUGUAAAAUCAGAUGUAUUUGAUCAUUUACAGCUAGGAGGAGGUUCUCUGCUCAAAAGUCUCUUCAGGCUCUGUUCGAGGAGCGAAACUUCUUUCGAAGUAGGGGGCGAUUUUCUCGAAUGGCUAUCAAACUCAGGAGUCAAUGUGGAGCAGUUUGUCAGUAAUCAGAUUGCAAAUCUUGGUUCGGAAGCCUUGCUCAAAAGCUUGCUUCAUCAUAAUGAUAGAAGAGUUGUAUUUCGAGCUCUUGAAACGGGCGAGUGGGAGCUUGGCUUUGAGUGGGAAUUGGACGAAGAAGCAUGUGGUUAUCUGCUUGUUUCAGAGUACCAGUCCUUGACAGUUGAAGCCAAGUAUGGCCGGGGAUGGCCAUUCUUUGAUUUCGACGAUGGCUGGUGGCCACAGAGAUACAAAGAAUGGGAAGCCAAGCGGAACGUCCACUUCCAACGCCGCAUGGCUGCCAAAGCUCGCAAAGAACGCACACGAAGUGGUCAAAAGAUACCAAGAAGCAGGAUACCGGGAGCAUGGAUAUACUGA
Molecule: messenger RNA, 1902 nt
Organism: Bipolaris victoriae FI3
Lineage: Eukaryota; Fungi; Ascomycota; Dothideomycetes; Pleosporales; Pleosporaceae
Exons: 3
Coding region: 1-1902 (633 amino acids)
Source: RefSeq, a predicted model, not a curated record